CGGCAGUCAGUUCGAUAGUUAACAUGAUACGAUGAGCAACAUCGAUUUGCUGACGGUGAUACAGCCACAAGAUUGGCCUCAACUACGUGAUUUAUAUCGUGAUAAUUGGCCCUCAAAUCAAGUGGCUUAUCACACAGUGGAUAAUUUCAUUCAGUGGCACCAGAAGGACCCCCACAUCAAGAAUCUUAUUUUCUACAGCCUCAACAACAACUGGCGGACGGAUGGAACUUACGUGAUAGUGGAUCGCUAUCAGUUGUUUCUGUACACUCUUGCUCCCAGCAGCAGUGACGUACUGGAGCGUGCGAUGCACUUGCUCGAUUGGAGCCGUGGGUUCAAAGUGAGUGCAUUCCUCGCACGGCAUCGGAACGCAGUGAUUAAUGUGGUGGAAGCCAAAGGUCUUCGGAAGGAGUACGACAGCUGCACUUAUCUCUACUAUAUGCCCAAGGAAGAAGCAGCCAAGCUAAAAAACGAUGUGCCAGAAAAUUUUCGAUUGGCUAGUCUGACGGAGGAUGACGCUGCUAAAGCGGAUGCAGUUUGGCCCAACAAACACGUGGGCUCUUUAUUUCUUCUGAAGAGAUUAGCUGCUUGGAACCCUAGUGUUGGUUUAUACAACUCUAGAGAUGAACUGUUAGCGUGGUGUUUCAGACUACAAGCAGGACCACUUGGGGCACUUCAAGUGGAUGAAAGGCACUUGAAGAAAGGUUACGGGUCAAUUGUCACAGUGGCCAUGGCCAACAAACUAGCAGCAAUGGAGCAGGAUUGUUUCGCACUGGUUGGUAGUGGUAACAUACCAUCCAAAAGAAUGUUUGAGAAAAUAGGUUUUCGGCAUACAGACUUCGCCUAUUGGUUGCGGACUUAUCCAACGGAACCCUUUCAGUGGAUUGACGAGCUAUUCAGUAGUGCAGUUAUAGUGAAAGCAAUAUCAACUAUGGAAAAUUUUCUCGUCGAAAUUCCCUCGGAAGAUUGGAUAGAAUUGCGCAACCUGUACCGAAAGAAUUGGCCAGAACAUGUAUUGGCAUACGGUAUCGUGAGUAAUUACAUUCAGUGGAACCUGUCUGGGCAUAGUGAUCAGCAGAGUGCGAAAUUCUUCUCGUUAAAUGGAAAGUGGAAGGAAAAUGCUACAUUCCUGUUAUUUGAUGACUUUGAAAUAUUUUUCUACUCGUUUGAUGUAGAAAAUAACUAUCAAUCCUUAGUGGAUGCCCUGCGUCUAGUACCAUGGGAAUCAUACUCCGAACUUAGUACGGAGUUCUUGGAGCAACAUCGCAUUGCCUGGGAUAAAGCUAUCUCUGCGAGAAACAUAAUCGUAGUGGAAGACUGUGGCUGUAAUUUCUACCACAUGCCUAAGGAAAAAGCAAUCACCAUACCAGUUCAGUAUCCUAGUGGGUUACAAUUUGAUCGAAUUUCAGUUAAACAUUUGAACUACAUCUACGAACAAUGGCCUCUGAAAAAGUACUUUACUCAACCAGCAGGAUACAGUCUUCUACAACGACUUAUUUCACGAAACGAAAGUGUGGGACUCUUCGAUGAUGCAGGAAAUUUGAUAGCUUGGUGUUUACGUGAUCAACUGGGAGCUAUUGCUGAUUUGCAGACGAAUAAAGCGUAUCUUCGCAAAGGCUAUGGACGUGUGAUUGUUUCCGAAAUGGCGCGGCACCUGGCAGACUUGGGAGAUGAUUCGUAUGCGUUUGUAGUGAGUGACAAUUUCAAAUCUCAAAAGUUAUUCGAGGCAUUAGGGUUCCGUAAAGCAUUUGAAGCUCAUUGGAUAGUGAUCAAACGGGAGAACAACAAAAAUUUUUGAAAGAUCGGUGAAAAUAAUCAACUCGCUCAAUCAUCAUGUUAAUAGUUUACAGUUAAAAAGUAGGGAAUUAUAAUCGUUGGACGUUAUAAUUAAAGUUAAAUGUGAUAGAUUGACUCAAACAUACUUUAAUGACUUCAAUAUAGUAGUCUAAAAUAAAUGGAAAUGUAAUGCACUCGUUGAAACUUGUAAUAGGCUAGAAAGUCGAGAAUGAACCAUUUAUCUUUACUGUUCUAGAUACGCACAAAAUAAAGCUUGUUUUAAUGAUUA
Malaya genurostris is the source of this 2062-nucleotide messenger RNA. RefSeq lists its product as uncharacterized. Gene Ontology annotation, molecular function: acyltransferase activity, transferring groups other than amino-acyl groups. Bases 32 to 1795 code for a protein of 587 amino acids. The record is from RefSeq and is a predicted model, not a curated record. NCBI's taxonomy places the organism in Eukaryota, Metazoa, Arthropoda, Insecta, Diptera, Culicidae. The transcript is spliced from 6 exons.